UACAUGACAAAGUAUUGGCAACUUAUGUAAUACUUUGCGCAAACUGUCUUAAUGUUGUCCCUUUAGCGACGUGAGGAGAUGACUGCCCACCUGAAGGACCAGCUACACGGGAGGAAAGCUAAGACUGGGCUGGAGAGGAAGUAUGUGAAGAGCAGCGCGGAGCUGCUGGUGUACCAGGGACAGAAGAUCAACACACACUCUGAGAAGCAGCUGGAGGAAGAGAUCAGGCUACUGCAGGAGAGGUUGGAGGAGGAGAGGAGAGUUCAUAUGGAGAUGGAGACUUUCCUCAAGAAACAUCAGACAAGUCUGGAUGAGAAGCUGGAGGUGUGGAUGGAGCGCUAUGAGAGAGACAUGGAGGACAAGCAGCAGGAGCUCAACAGCCUGAGGAACAAAAAAGCUAACAAUCUCUCCCAGCUCCAGGAGCUGGCCAAGAAGUACAGAGACAUUGAGCAGGUGGUCAUCGAGGACAGGAUGGAGAAAGAGGCCCUACGCAGGAAGCUGGAGAAGGAACAUAUGGAGCGAGACGCAGCCACCAAGAUCCAGUCGUGGUGGAGGGGAACAUUAGUGCGACGUGGCCUGAGCCCCUAUAAGAAAGGCAAGAAGCCCAAGGAGGGAAAGAAGGGAAAGAAGAAAAAGUGAGGUGUCCCUUCUUCAAGAGCUCCAGUGAAAGGAAACCAAAAAAAAAUCUCAAUACAGACAUGUUACUUUUCAUCAAUGUUCAAUUCCUGAUUACAGACAAUCUAAGUCGACACUGGCCUGUAGGCAAAUAUAUCUUCAAUGAGAAAAGCUUUUUUUUUUCUUCAACAGAGUAAAGUUGGCAUGGUCAUUUUGAAUACUACUACCACCAUUGCCAGGUUCUUACUUAUAUGCAGUCUAACACAAGGGCAAGAAUGG
Messenger RNA from Salvelinus namaycush (lake trout), 894 nucleotides. Its product is annotated as dynein regulatory complex protein 9-like. The transcript is spliced from 5 exons. Gene Ontology annotation, cellular component: cytoplasm; sperm flagellum. The coding region runs from base 79 to 639 and encodes 186 amino acids. Gene Ontology annotation, molecular function: protein binding. NCBI's taxonomy places the organism in Eukaryota, Metazoa, Chordata, Actinopteri, Salmoniformes, Salmonidae. The record is from RefSeq and is a predicted model, not a curated record. Gene Ontology annotation, biological process: cilium organization; sperm axoneme assembly.